Messenger RNA from Cuscuta campestris, 1484 nucleotides. The record is from the annotation of a GenBank genome assembly. NCBI's taxonomy places the organism in Eukaryota, Viridiplantae, Streptophyta, Magnoliopsida, Solanales, Convolvulaceae.
AAUGAAAGUUAAUUCUAUUUGUCGUUUUACAUUGGCUUUCAAAAUGUCAUGAUUUUCUAGAUUUUCUGUAUAAGAGCAAUGACACUGGCGAGCCUAAUGCUUGUCAUGCCUUGCCACAUCAGUUCCCAACCAAAGUUGCCUUGCGUGGCUUCUCCAUUCCACUCUGUGUUUCGUUCCAUAGCUUUUGAAGAUGGAAUCGGAGUCUUAUCUCCGGACGAUUCUUUUCCCGUUCGCAACCCUGUGAUCAAGGCCGGUAGUGAAGACGAAGUUGCUGGUCAUCUACAAGGGUUCAAUGUAGAUGAUGCAAGUGUCGAAGCAGAAGAAAAUGCUCAAAGGCCUACGGUGAAGAGAACUGGCGAGGGUUUUGAGGAGAAAGCCUACUUAGUAGGAGUUGCCUGCAAAAGCAGCAGGGAUGAUUCAUUUGACAUUGAGGAAUCACUGAAAGAGCUGGCUCAACUGGCUGACACUGCUGGUCUAGUGGUUGUUGGCUCUACAUUUCAAAAACUAUCCACUCCAAAUCCUAGGACGUAUAUAGGAUCUGGCAAAGUGGCAGAAGUAAAGAGUGCAAUCCGUGCCUUUGGAGUUGAGACUGCUGGUAUAGAGGAAGCCAAGACUGAAGAAAUUAUGAAGCUACAGUCUGCUUUGGAAGAAAUUCAACUUCACCUUCAAGAGACCAAAGAUUUGCUAAUGAGAGAGCACAAGAAAGCAAAGGAGGCGGCUAGGAUAGAAGAAGCCCAAACUAAAGAACUUGUGAAGCUACAGUCUACUUCAGAAGAAAUCCGAUUUCAGUUUAAAGAGGCGAAUGAAAUGCUCAUGAGGGAACGGGAGAAAGCAAAGGAAAAUGCUGAAUUAGUGGAAGCCAAAACUGAAGAGCAUCGAAAGAGUGCUGAAAUAGGAGAAGCCAAAACUGAAGAGCAUGUAAAGCUACAGACUGAUUUGGAAGAAAUGCGACUUCAACUUCAAGAGACUAAAGAGUUGCUCAUGAGGGAACAACGGAAAGCAAAAGAGACUGCUGAAAUAAGAGAAGCCAAAACAGAAGAGAAUGUAAAGCUACUGUCUGCUUUGGAAGAAAUGCGGCUUCAGCUGCAAGAGACUAAAGAUUUGCUUGUGAGGGAACAAGAUCGCACAAAGGAGACAACUGAGAUAGAGGAAUCCAAAACUGAAGAACAAUUAAAGCUACAGUUUACUUUGGAAGAAACCCGACUUCAGUUUCAAGAGACUAAAGAAUUGCUCAUGAGGGAACAAGAGAAAGCAGAGGAGAUUGAAGACAUGGAGCAGGCCAAAACUGAAGAAAAUGUGAGACUGCGGGCUGCAUUGGAAGAAAUGUGACUUCAGUUUCAAGAGACUAAAGAAUUACUCAUGAAAGAAUGUGAGAAAGGAAAAGAUAGCACUGUAGGGGCAUUUGUUGUACAAGAGGCUCAGGUCAUUGAUCUUGAAAUGGUCAAUAAGCUCGUCACUGAAAAUGAGAUACUUAAGGUAAAUUG